Lathyrus oleraceus (garden pea) is the source of this 1335-nucleotide messenger RNA. RefSeq names its product G-type lectin S-receptor-like serine/threonine-protein kinase At1g34300. The transcript is spliced from 2 exons. Gene Ontology annotation, biological process: protein phosphorylation. The record is from RefSeq and is a predicted model, not a curated record. NCBI's taxonomy places the organism in Eukaryota, Viridiplantae, Streptophyta, Magnoliopsida, Fabales, Fabaceae. The coding region runs from base 82 to 1335 and encodes 417 amino acids. Gene Ontology annotation, molecular function: protein kinase activity; ATP binding.
GCAUAUAAAUUUGAAUGCAAUUGCCUAUUCCCUUUGAUCACACAACAAUAUUUAGUGUUUUGAAUUUUUAUCUCUUUUCCAAUGUCAACAAGCGCUGAUACUACUGCAAUUGAGGCUGUUGUAGUGAUAGUGAUAGUUGUUGUUAAGGUAGCUAUUGUGAUUUGUGUGUGUAGAAAAAGACAUCAAGUAAGUGGUGGAUCCGUUAGUCCAGAUUCACAAUUUAUAACUCUCACUAUGGAUAAAUUUCUAAAUGACAUGGAAAGGGAGAAGCCAAUAAGAUUCACUGGCCAACAGCUAAGAAUUGCAACAGACAACUAUUCCAACUUGUUGGGAUCAGGUGGAUUUGGAACUGUUUACAAAGGAAUUUUCAGUAACGGAACUAUGGUAGCUGUGAAGGUUCUACGCGGUAGUUCUAACAAGAAAAUCGACGAACAGUUCAUGGCAGAAGUUGGAACAAUAGGUAGAAUUCAUCACUUCAAUCUCGUUAGGCUAUAUGGAUUUUGCUUUGAACGAAACUUGAUCGCGCUUGUUUACGAGUACAUGGGAAAUGGAUCACUUGACAGGUAUUUGUUUCACGAAAAAAAGGCGUUAGAAUACGAAAAACUUCAUGAGAUUGCAAUCGGUACGGCAAGAGGAAUUGCUUACUUGCAUGAAGAGUGUCAACAUAGAAUAAUCCACUACGAUAUAAAACCAGGAAAUAUUCUCUUGGAUAAGAACUUCUAUCCAAAAGUUGCUGAUUUUGGUUUGGCGAAACUUUGCAACAGGGAAAAUACUCAUAUAACGAUGACCGGAGGAAGAGGGACGCCUGGAUACGCUGCACCUGAGCUUUGGAUGCCGUUUCCUAUAACUCAUAAAUGUGAUGUUUAUAGUUUUGGUAUGUUAUUGUUUGAGAUUAUAGGUAGGAGAAGAAACCUUGACAUUAAAAAUAGUGAAAGCCAAGAAUGGUUUCCAAUUUGGGUAUGGAAAAAAUUUGAUGAUGGACUAUUAGGGGAAGCAAUGAUAAUAUGUGGAAUAGAAGAGAAAAAUAAAGAGAUUGCAGAGAGAAUGGUUAAGGUAGCUUUAUGGUGUGUUCAAUAUAGGCCAGACUUAAGGCCUAUAAUGAGUGUUGUGGUGAAAAUGUUGGAAGGUUCAUUAGAAAUUCCAACGAGUUUGAACCCUUUUCAACAUUUGUUUGAUGGAACUAACUUUGCUACUCAAUCAGUGCAACUGUCAAAUACUUACACAACUACUGCUACUUCUUCUACCUCUUCUGUUAUGGUUAGUGAUUCAAGCAUUGUGUGUGCUACUCCAAUUAUGAGGAAGUAUGAGAUUGAGUUGGCAUCUAGCAUAGUGUGA